Molecule: messenger RNA, 623 nt
Organism: Artibeus jamaicensis (Jamaican fruit-eating bat)
Lineage: Eukaryota; Metazoa; Chordata; Mammalia; Chiroptera; Phyllostomidae
Gene: CUNH19orf81
Product: chromosome unknown C19orf81 homolog
Exons: 5
Coding region: 1-597 (198 amino acids)
Source: RefSeq, a predicted model, not a curated record
AUGCAGCAAGAUGUGGAAGCCCUGGGAGGCUCCACCAUGGGCAGCCCCAGCAUGCACAGGGAAGCAGAAGCCCUCCUUGUGGACCUCGAGACCUCAGAAGAGACACAGGCUUGGAGCCUGGGCAGGCCCACCAAGACCUCGAAGCAGUACCUGCGCCGGGUCCUUGCAGAAUAUGAGGCACUAGACCGAGAGCUCCCGUGCAUCCGCAAGUUCCCCAUGCCACCCACAGCCCAGCCCCUCUGCCUGUGCAUGGAGACCUUGCCCGAGGAGGACCUGACCCACCUGGAAGUGCUGGAGGCACUGGAGGCCGAAUUACCCGGGGCCUUGGAGAGCGGCCGCGUGAGCAGCAUCCGCUUUGAGAACAUGAAUGUCAUCUGUGGGACUGCGGGGCGCAGGGACCGGUGGCUCAUCACGGUCACGGACUUUCAGACCCGCUCCCGCCUGCUGCGCUCCGGGCUCCACCUCCGCGGGUCAGCGCACCCGCUAGCUCGCCACGACGAACUGCUGCUGAGCGAUUACCGCCUGCACCUGCGCCGCUCCCUGGUCCGACGGCGCAUGCUCGAGGCUCUGGGGGUGGAGCCGACCGAGGAAGACUGACGUGUGGGGACGGGCUCCGGCUGCGC